CUUCGCGCUCGGUUUGAGUCGUGAUUCUCGUUCAUCCGCACUGUGCGUGUACCGCCGCGUCCGAAACGCAGCGCAUAUAAAGGUGUCUGGCUAAAUCAAAAUAAUAAUUUUUCAUAAAAUUGUAUUUGAGUUCGGCAAUGGAUACUCUCAAAGAAAAUUUGAGCUUGGCUCAGACAAUAAAAUGUUUAGCAGCUGCUAACCAGCAACUAGCUACAGCUUACAAUUUCACUUUUGAUCAUUUUCGAAAUAUUUUAACUGAGUUAUCAAAAAGUCCAGAUGAAUCUACAAAAAAUGUUAAACCAAGGUUAUCUACAAGAAAAAAAAAGACUUCUAAUAGACUUCUUAACAAGCAGUAUAAAAAAAGAAAACGUUUGAGGGAUGAAACACAAAAUCAAAGUGACUUUUUCAAAGAAGAGCCUGCAGCAAAAAAUGAAGUAGAACAAAAUGAAGAAUUUUUACACAAUCAUAAGAUCGAUGAUGAACAAACAGACAAAAAAAUGGAUGCUCUCGAAAAAAAACUCAAGGAAUUAGAAUACGAAAACUCUAAACUUUUGGCUGAGCGCGAUUCAUAUCUCUCCGAAAAAACUAACGCAGACAAAGAAAUCAAGGAUAAAGAUGAAAAGAUUAACAAACUCAAAGCCGAAUUAGUAGUUUUUAAAGAAGAAAGGAAUCGCAGCGCUGUAACAAUGGUCGAUUCUGGUCAAGCAAUUCAUUCUAUGGAUGAAAAUAUUAUUAAAAAUGAUCAGCAGCAAGAUACAGUAAAAAUGAUUGAUCAUGCUGGUUCUACGAUGACUAUGGAAGAAUUCCAACACGAUUUAUUGUUAAAACGCGAAGCAAGGCAGCAAGCCCUUGCGAAUAUUUCAUCUGAAAUGGAGCGAUUGAAAAGAGAGUUACAGAAUGAAAAAAUUGCCCAUUCCGAAACAGUGAGGCAAAUGGAAUUAUUGAAAAGUAAUCGAUCGAUAGACGCAACAGAUUCUGACGAGACUGAAAAUUGUUUACUAAAACUUGAUGAUAAGGCUAAGGAGCUUAUCGAAGCUUUAAGGCUUUCAGACCUCAUAAAAAUAUCAAACGAAGUGAUGAAUGAACUUAGAGUUCAAUUGGAACGCACGGAUGAUUUACGCUUUCAGUUGGAAAAUAAUCCUGAUGAACAUCGUUUACGAAUACAUUCACUCAAACAGUUGUCUGAAGAAACUCGUUCGAAUUUGAUUAAAAGAAUAAAGCAAGUUAACUCGCUUAAAGAUAAACUUGCUCGCUCAUCUUUGCUCUUGGAGAAUGAUUUUGAUAAUAUCAAAAAGUAUGAUAUAAAAAGAGAGACUGAAUACCUUGUACAAGAUAUCGGAAAAGCACGAACUCUCUCUAACGAACGAUCCAGAAUUCUCUUGGAAAUUAAGGAUAUAAAUUUUCAAGAAAUUAAGGAAUUGAGAUCUAAACUUGAAAACUGCAAAGAAUCUAACUUAAUUUUAGAAGAAGAUUUAAAUAAAACUGAAGAUAAGGUAAAUGGUCAAGGAAUGGAGAUACUAAAUUUGGAAUCGCAACUAGGUUUAACAAAAGCAGAAUGCAGAGAUUUACAAAAUCAAAUGACUAUCAUCAAUAGUUUAUUCACUCAAAUGCUACUUGGUGCUUCAUCGGCUGAGAUGAACCUAGAUCGAUUAACCGAAUUAUUGCAAGAAAAUCAUGAUUUAAUAAGUGACAUAGCUAAAGCAAACGGAACCGAAGCAGCGGCAUUGCCAAAAUUGUUAUUGGAUAUAAUUGAACAGGUUGACGGUCGAGAUCAUCAAUAUGAAACAAAAAAAGAAGAUACUCAAGAAGAAAACAUUGCUAAUAAUUUACCAAAGGUUUGGAGAGUUUUGUUGGAAUUACUAAGCUGCCAUGCAACUAAAGCAUUGGAUUCAACUGCAAAAGUGACUAUGGAACCAUCACCAGAUAGCUGCUAUAAAUCAGUAGAAACUCCAAGUGGAACACGUUUAGUCAUAUCAGUUAGUAAAACUUAUAUACGGCUCAAAGAUCUUAUUCUUGAAAAAAAACAUCUUGAAAAAGAAAUGAAUCGUAUGAAACAACUAAAUUGCCAUCUUGAAAAUAAACUAUCAGAACAAGAGAAAAGGCUAUCGACAGUUUCAAAUGAAUUGAAUGAAACUUGGGGAGUUGUUGGACAUAUGCAAGUUCAGCACCAGCAACUCCAUACUCAUGAAAAAAUUUUACGAUACGAGCUUCAGCAAAAAAGAAAAAUGUUACAGGAAUUGAAGAAAGAGCUUGAAUAUUGUCGAGAAAAAUGGGCGUCAGCAAGACAAAAAAAUAACAACACAGAAAUAGAGUGGAGAACGUUGCGCAGAGAAUUUGCUGCUAGAAAAUCUAUGUUAAAGCAUGGAAAUUCAUUCAACAAUAGCGGCGAAAGUGGCUUUAGCGAUAGCAUCGACGAAGGAGAAUCUGAUGAAGACGAAGACAAUGAGAGUAAAGUUCGACCGAUAAUUUUGCGUAAACGUUACAUAAAAGACGCAUCGAGAUCCAUUAUACCAGAUAUCGAGUCAGAACAACAAACUGAUUGCGAAAUUUUUGAAGAAUCUCAAGAAUCUUCAUCACCGGGCGAACGUAAUCUAACUCCGGAAUCAGAAAUAGAAAACAAUGUGUUGGAAAUGAACGGUAAUUUCCAAUUUACUCCGAAUAUCACUGAGCCUUUAAUCACUGAAAAUCAGAUGAUCAAUCAAAAUGAUAAUACACCCUCCAAUGUUAUUGAGAGUUCAAUAGAUACUAAAAAUAUCAAUACCGAAGUGCUGGUAUUUCAUAAUAAUUUGAGUGAUUCUAGUCAUGGAGUACCAGCGAUCAAUUUAACAAGUAAUUAUAGUGAUGAUGGAAAUAUAAAAAUGUGUAACCCUUCAAGCACUACAAUAGAAGAUGAAAAGUUUGAUUUGCCAAAUAUAAUUGACAACUUGGAAACCUUAUUACCUGCCAUGAAUUGUGAUAAUAAUUUAAUCGAGCAAUCUUGUCAUUCAAACGAUAACUCGUGUGAGGCGGAAGAAAAUAUAAGUACACUGCCCGAAGUCAGUAGUCAGACUUCUGAAAUGCUGGACGCUCGUGCUGUGAGAUUACAAAAUUUAGAGCGACAAGCUGAAUGGUUGGUAAAAAAAGUUAAUGAUACUAAUAAGAGAGGAUCUGAUUUGAAUACAAGACUUGAAAAGCUACAUGGAAGCUGUGGACCGAUGACUCCUCUCAUGCCUGAUAUUUUACCAUCUAGUCAAUUACCUGAAGAGCCAUUAGUUGAAAACGAUCGAAAUGCAGAGGACGAUAAGAAACAAGACGAUCCAAGCUUAGUUUAGACUGUUAUUGAUCAGAAUAAAAAAAGGAAUGUGUUAAUAAAUUUUACUGUAAUUUACAAUGCUGGAAAAUAUGAAUUAAUGCCCAUUUUAAACUAGCACACAGGUAAAGAAUAAAAAUUAAUGAUUAAAAUUACUUUAUUUCUUUUAAAAUUAAAUGAAGCAUUUUGACUGAAUAAAUUAACUAAUAGUUUAAAAUCUAUUUUUUAAUUUAGUCAAAAACGAGAAAACAAGAAAGAUUCUUUCUUGGUUUUGUUGAAAAAACUCUGACCAUUGUUCAAUUCCAGUUUUAUAUGUUUAAAGUUGUAAUAUAUGAGCCAAUGACUUUUGACAUUAGCUAAAGUGUGAGUUUUUUAGAUUUCGAUCAGGUACCACCUGAAUUUUGUAUUUUUAUUGUUUUAUCAUGUUUAAUUAUAAGGUUAAAAGUUUGUCGUUUGUUUUGCAUUGUGUUUUUAUCGUCUACUUACGAAAAAUGUUCAACAACUUACGAUGCACUACAGAUUCUUACGUCUGAUAAUGUACUUGGUAAAAGCUGUACAAUUUGUCACGAAAAAAGCAAGUAAUUCUAAAUUUAAAAUGAUCUUGGGGAAAAAAUAUCUAUUCUAUAAAUGAAAUAUUAAUGUUCCACCAUCGAAAGAAAAAUACUUGCAUGAAUAAUUAAUCUGUAUAACAAAAUAAGUUUAUUUUGUGUCAGCCACAAUGUACACUUGUAAGAAUAAUUUGUUUGUUUUUAUACUUUAAUGGUGAUAAUAAAAUUGAUGAAAUGUAAA
Messenger RNA from Trichogramma pretiosum, 4078 nucleotides. RefSeq names its product golgin subfamily B member 1. The transcript is spliced from 13 exons. Bases 138 to 3311 code for a protein of 1057 amino acids. NCBI's taxonomy places the organism in Eukaryota, Metazoa, Arthropoda, Insecta, Hymenoptera, Trichogrammatidae. The record is from RefSeq and is a predicted model, not a curated record.